AUGGCCGCUUCCAAUGGAGAGCCUGCCGCUGCUAUCCCGCACGAGCUGGAUGUGAAGCCUCCGUCAGACGUCGUCAUUCCCCCGCCCAAUGUCCGCGAAAAUGUCGCAAAGGCGGCUGAUUUCAUCUACCGUCGAGGCGAUAGCCAUCUGGCCAAAAUGAAGUUGCGUGUUGCUAACGAGCCGAAGAGCAACCUUACGUUUGUACUCGAGGACGACCCAUACCAUAGUUACUUCCUCUGGUAUCUCCAGCAGUUGAAGGAGGGUCACGGAUUGUCCGCAAGCCAAAGUGCGCGACCAGCGGCCGACAAAACGCCAAAAGGCCCUCCGGAGCCACCCAAAUUUCGCUUCUCUGCGCGCAUGCCCAACAUAAGCGCAAAGGACCUGGAGGUGCUCAAGCUGACAGCGCUGUACACUGCACGUGUGGGCGAGAACUGGUUAAAGGACCUGCGCAACCGCGAAUCCGGCAACUUCCAGUUCGACUUCCUUAGACCCAAUCAUAGCUUUUUCCAAUUCUUCCGGUCUCUAGUCGAGCAAUACAAGAUCCUGCUUGAAGAACAGGAAACAGUCGAGGCUCGCAUAGAGGAGUUGCAGCACAACAUCAAGAAUCGCUUCCACAUCUUGGAGAGAGCCAAAGGGCGGGCCGAGUACGUCAAGUAUGUGUCAGCCCAGAAGGAAAAGGAGAUCAAAAAAGCAGAAGAUGAGCACAAGGAAUUCGCCAGCAUUGACUGGCACGACUUCUCCGUCAUUGCCACCGUUCUCUUCGACGACGCCGACGACGCUGCCGAGCUACCGCCCCCCGCGCUUCUCAACGAUCUCCAAUCUCAGUCUCUUGAACAAAAGGCAAUGGUAUCCCUCUCGACGAGGCGCCUCGAAGAAGCUAUGCCAGACGAGCAGACCUAUUAUAAUGUCAGUCAGCAACAGCACAUGGUGCCACCGCCAAUGCCGCACAUGCAGCCGAACUAUGGUCCAACGGCGCCGCCGGUACAGGUACCCUAUGGAGCGCAUGCGCCCCCUCCACAGGAUCACCGCACACCGGCGCAAGUAGCGCGUGAAGAGGAACAGGCUCGGAUGGCAAGAGAACGUCAAGCAGAAAGCGACCAGAGAGCACGCGCUCAGGCUGCCGCGAGGGGAGCGCCUGGCCGCAUUGUCACCGACUACGUUCCUCGCGCUGCGAAGAAGGCGAAUGUUGCAAUGGCCGUGUGCCCCAACUGCAAGCAGCAGAUUCCUUCGAAUGAGAUGGACGAACACAUUCGCAUCGAACUGCUGGAUCCUCGCUGGAAGGAACAGCGAGACAAAGCCGAGGCUCGGUACUCGACCACGAUCAACACAGCCGAUGUUGCGAACAACCUCAAGCGUUUUGCUAGUCAGCGUGAGGACAUAUAUGACGGUGCCACCGGACUCCCGAUAUCAGCAGAGGAAGAGGCUCGGCGGAAGAAGGCUGCCCUCUCGUACGACGGGCAGCCAGAUCCGGCCAAGGAUGCGGCUCGCCUGUCCCAGAUGCAGAGCAUGAAUGUUCAAGAACAGCUUCGCCGUAUUCAGGAAAAGCAUCGACACUGA
This is a messenger RNA of Plenodomus lingam JN3, 1557 nucleotides long. RefSeq lists its product as uncharacterized. Gene Ontology annotation, molecular function: RNA binding. The record is from RefSeq and is a predicted model, not a curated record. Gene Ontology annotation, cellular component: U2 snRNP; U2-type prespliceosome; catalytic step 2 spliceosome. Lineage: Eukaryota; Fungi; Ascomycota; Dothideomycetes; Pleosporales; Leptosphaeriaceae. Gene Ontology annotation, biological process: mRNA cis splicing, via spliceosome; regulation of alternative mRNA splicing, via spliceosome.